Diaporthe amygdali is the source of this 672-nucleotide messenger RNA. RefSeq lists its product as uncharacterized. The record is from RefSeq and is a predicted model, not a curated record. Lineage: Eukaryota; Fungi; Ascomycota; Sordariomycetes; Diaporthales; Diaporthaceae. The coding region runs from base 1 to 672 and encodes 223 amino acids. The transcript has 2 exons.
AUGGCUUCCCUCAGAUUGCUCCUCCUUCCAACUCUGGUGGCAGCACACGUCACCCUCAAUGCUCCCGCUUCCGUCGGUCCCUUCGACGAAGACGCCGAAAGCUCUUCACCCUGCGGCGGUGUUACUAUCGAUUUCUCCAAGGACAAUGUAACGGACUUCCAUGUGGGCGGCGAGCCGAUUGACUUAUUCCUUGGCCAUCCCACAGCCGGCUGGUUGAUUCGCGGCACCCUCGAUCAGACCGCAGCCUCCAACUGGUCCCAGCUGUACCCCAUCUUCACGCAAACAGGCUUGGGUGACUACUGUCAGCCAGCGGUCGCAGCACCUGAGAGCUGGGUCGGUCAGAAGGGAAUUUUGGGAGUUGUUGCCAAUGCGCCAGACGGGCUGCUUUACCAGUGCGCCACGGUCAACUUUGUGUCUGGAUCUGGUACCCGCACGUCAGACUGCAACAACGGUAGUGCCGUGACUGCCGCCUUCUCGACGGACGCCAGCCUGUCUGCUCUCGUCCAGUCCGACCACAGCACCACCAACGGCACUUCAACCUCUUCGAGCUCUUCAAGCUCCUCGAGCUCAAAGAGUAUGGCUCCUGGGCUGGCUCCUUCCAUCAACGGACUGGCCGGCAGCCUGGCUGCUGUAGUCGUGGCUAGUUUUUUCGGAGCUGGCCUCCUGCUGUGA